Molecule: messenger RNA, 2661 nt
Organism: Penicillium pulvis
Lineage: Eukaryota; Fungi; Ascomycota; Eurotiomycetes; Eurotiales; Aspergillaceae
Product: putative transcription factor (Snd1/p100)
Exons: 2
Coding region: 1-2661 (886 amino acids)
Biological process (GO): regulatory ncRNA-mediated gene silencing; mRNA catabolic process
Cellular component (GO): cytosol; nucleus; RISC complex
Molecular function (GO): nuclease activity; RNA binding
Source: RefSeq, a predicted model, not a curated record
AUGCCUUUCGAAGCUCGCGUCAAGUCUGUCCUAUCAGGCGAUACGGUUGUGUUGUCGCAUGUCACCAACCCUACACAAGACCGCAUCCUGAGCUUGGCCUAUGUAUCGGCUCCUAGAUUAAGGCGGGAAGGUGAUGAGGCAUUUGGCUUCCAAUCCCGUGAAUUCCUCCGUGAGCUCCUUGUCGGCAAGGUUAUUCAGUUCCAAGUCGUUUACACCAUUCCCACCGGCGCCAAGCGUGAAUAUGGUAUCAUCAGGCUACCUGGCUUGAACGCUCAAUUGCCCGACAUCUGCGUGCAAGAGGGCUGGGCUCGGGUCCGCGAGGAGGCAGGAAAGCGGAGCGAUGACUCCCCGGAAACUGUAGAGCUGUUGGGUCGAUUGCGUGCGCUGGAGUCCUUGGCACAGGAUGCGAACAAGGGUACCUGGGCUACUUCAGACGACGGCCUGAUUGACACAAACAAUGAACUAUGGAGCAGUGCAACCCUCGUGGAAAAGUUCAAGGGCCAGCAGAUUGAGGGUAUUGUUGAGAAGGUCUUGAAUGGCGAUCGUGUGGUGCUGCGUCUGUUGGUCUCGCCCAAGGAACACGCACAGACUGUGGUUGCCGUUGCUGGUAUCCGCGCCCCUGCCGCUAAGCGUACAACGGCCGAGGGCAAGGAGCAGGCUGCUGAGCCUUUCGGUGAUGAGGCACAGCAAUUCGUUGAAGAGCGUUUGUUGCAGCGCAAGGUGAUGGUUUCAUUGCUUGGUCUCACACCGCAAGGUCAGCUUGUGGCUACCCUUCUCCACCCAAACGGAAACAUUGCUCGAUUCAUUCUGGAGGCUGGUCUCGCCCGCUGCCAGGAUCACCAUUCUACACUCCUCGGUGCCGAUAUGGCCCUUCUCCGCCAGGCCGAGAACACUGCCAAGGAUGCUCGCAAGGGUGUCUUCACAGGCCACGUUGGACCUAAGUCCUCCGGCGCCACUGCCGCGGACUAUACUGUCACUCGCGUGCUGAAUGCUGACACUAUCUUCAUUCGCAACAAGGCUGGUCAGGAGAAGAAAAUUAGCCUCACCAGCAUUCGCCAACCUAAGCCUUCUGACCCUAACCAGGCUCUGUUCGCCGCCAAUGCCAAGGAGUUCCUGCGCAAGCGUGUUAUCGCUAAGAACGUUAAGGUUACAGUAAAUGGCAAGAAGCCUGCUACUGAGGGCUAUGAAGCACGCGAGGUUGCUACUGUUGUCCAGGGCAACACCAACAUUGGUCUGGCCCUGGUCGAGGCUGGUUACGCUUCUGUCAUUCGCCACCGUAUGGAUGAUGAUGACCGCUCCCCCGACUACGAUGCUCUCCUUGCCGCAGAGGCUGAAGCGCAGAAGGACGGCCGUGGUAUGUGGUCCCCCAAGCCACCUAAGUCCAAGCAAUACGUGGACUACUCCGAGAAUGUCCAGAAGGCCAAGCUUGAGGUUGGUGUGCUACAACGCUCCAAGCGAAUUCCCGCUGUUGUCGACUUUGUGAAGUCUGGCUCUCGCUUCACUGUUUUGGUUCCUCGUGAGAAUGCCAAGUUGACUCUUGUGCUUUCUGGUAUUCGUGCUCCUCGAUCAGCCCGCGGUCCCAACGAGGCUGGUGAGCCAUUUGGCCAGGAAGCUCACGAUCUGGCCAACCGUCGUUGCAUGCAGCGUGAUGUUGAGAUUGAUGUCGAGACCAUCGAUAAGGUUGGUGGGUUCAUUGGUACCCUGUACGUCAACAAGGAGAAUUUCACCAAGAUCCUGCUGGAAGAGGGUUUUGCUACAGUGCACGCAUACUCAGCCGAGCAGUCUGGUCAUGCUACCGAAUAUUUCGCUGCUGAGCAACGUGCCAAGGAUGCUCGUAAGGGUCUUUGGCACGACUACGACCCGGCAAAGGAGGCCGCCGAGGCCGAAGCCGCCGCAGAUGCUGCCAAUGCUACCGCCACUGACAGCGAUGCCGCUCCUGCCCAGCGUCGUAAGGACUACCGUGAUGUCAUGGUCACUUACAUUGACCCCGAGACCGGUCGUCUGAAGGUGCAGCAGAUUGGAAAUGGAACUAGCGCUCUGACCGAGCUGAUGUCCGCUUUCCGUUCCUUCCAUAUCAACAAGGCCAACGACACCCCUCUGGCGGGUCCCCCCAAGGCUGGUGACUGGGUUGCCGCUCAAUUCACAGAGGAUAACAACUGGUACCGCGCCAGAAUCCGCCGUAACGACCGCGAGAAGCAGACCGCUGAGGUGGUCUACGUUGACUUUGGAAAUUCCGAGUCCCUACCCUGGUCUAGCCUACGCCCUCUCACCCAGCCCCAGUUCUCGGCCCAGAAGCUCCGCCCCCAGGCCGUCGAUGCAGUUCUCUCUUUCUGCCAGUUCCCCACCUCUCCCGACUAUCUUGAGGACACCGUGAACUUCAUCGGCGACCAAGCCUUUGACCGCCAGCUCGUCGCUAAUGUCGACUAUGUUGACCCUGAGGGUGUUUUGCACGUCACUCUCAUGGACCCAGCAGUGUCCAAGAGCCUCGAUCAGAGCAUCAACGCUGACAUUAUCACCGAGGGUAUGGCCAUGGUCCCCCGUAAGCUGAAGGCUUGGGAGCGCGCUUCAGCCGACACCCUGGACAAGCUUCGUUCUCUCGAGGACGAGGCCAAGGCCGAACGCCGCGGCAUGUGGGAGUACGGUGAUCUGACUGAGGACUAA